Molecule: messenger RNA, 546 nt
Organism: Drosophila melanogaster (fruit fly)
Lineage: Eukaryota; Metazoa; Arthropoda; Insecta; Diptera; Drosophilidae
Exons: 4
Coding region: 1-546 (181 amino acids)
Source: RefSeq, marked reviewed
AUGUACUCCAAGGCAGCAAAAUUGUUUGUGCUAGUUAUAUUUUUUGGAAAUAUAAUGGAAAAUGCCUCCAAGUUGGAGUUUACGAAUUUUAAGUGUCAUGUGAAGGACCCGACUUAUUUGAGCUUCGAGUACUGUUUCAUAAAAUCCGUAAAUCGAACCUAUAAGUACAUAUCACUCAAGGCCAACAUGUACGAAGUACCUAUUACAAACGCAUCGGCAAAACUUCAAAUUUCGAGAAGAUUUCGGUCCUAUAUGCCCAUAACCAUAGCCGCCAGCAUAGAUGUUUGCAAAUAUAUGGCUUACAAGAAGAACUUGGCCAAUCCGAUGCUCAGACUUUUCGAGGAGAUCACCAAAAAAUACACAAAUACCAACCAUAAAUGUCCCUAUGAUCACGACCUUAUCAUAGACAGACUUCCCUCCAAAUAUCUGAGUGAGCACUUUACCAACAUCCUUCCACUCCCACCUGGGGAUUACAGUUUUAACAGCAUAUGGUACAGCAGAAACAUAGAACGGGCCACCAUCUCCAUAUAUUAUACUGUAUCAUAA